AUGAAUACAGUGCUGCCAUUGACUAGUGCAAUACCAUUGUACGACAUGGCCGUCUUCAUGAUAAACAUCUGUAAAUUUAAUGGCUGUGGCAUAACAUUUCCAAGAUUAGCAGACUUAAUUGAACACAUCGAAGAUGUCCAUAUCGAUUAUGAUCCAGCUGUAAUAGAACAGAAAGAAGCUUCACAACCAGCAUGUAUCCCGCUAAGUUAUGUCCUAAAGUUUAUCUCGGAGGCUUCGAAGCGGGAAAACCAGAACGCAGCGCCUGCUCCCGAUGUCCGCCGCCGCCUCCUGUCUGCACCCAAGACUCCUUCAGUCCGCAGCAGCACGCCCACUGGAAGCGAGAUGGAUGAGGAUGAGCUGGUUAGUCCAUCUGAAGACAGCAAUGACUCGUGGACGACGGCCGAAGAGUACAGCUCAGAGUUCAUACUGCGCUAUGGCGUCAAGAUGAACGCUAGCGCGUCGUCCGGGGCUCUGGGUCCCGCCGCACAGGAGAAACCAUUUGCCUGUCCGGUGCCCGGAUGCAAGAAGAGAUAUAAGAACGUGAACGGAAUCAAGUAUCAUUCCAAGAAUGGACAUAAAAAGGAUGGCAAGGUAAAAAAGGGCUACAGAUGCCCAUGCGGCAAAAGCUACAAAACGGCGCAAGGGCUUAAGAGUCACUCGAUCACACAGCACAUCGCGUCGACAUCAGAACACAAGUUGCACGCGGCUAAAAUGACGGGGCUCGUGGUGACCAGCUCGCCGGCUCAGUCGAGGACCCUGAACCUGUUAGAUGCAGUGGACGGGAACAAGCUGGUGCGUAUCUAUGACUCGCUGAAGGGGUCGCUGCCCAAGCACGCGGCAGUGAGCGUGGCGCCGGGGCCCGCCGUGCUGGCGCCGAGCGCGGCGCUGCUGGGCGCGGACAAGCUGCGCCUGGAGCGCGCGCCCAAGGCGCCGGCCGCGCACUCGGCGCACCUCGCCUCGCUGUACGGAGCCGACGCGCCCCACUGA
Molecule: messenger RNA, 987 nt
Organism: Spodoptera littoralis (African cotton leafworm)
Lineage: Eukaryota; Metazoa; Arthropoda; Insecta; Lepidoptera; Noctuidae
Source: the annotation of a GenBank genome assembly